Molecule: messenger RNA, 684 nt
Organism: Cuculus canorus (common cuckoo)
Lineage: Eukaryota; Metazoa; Chordata; Aves; Cuculiformes; Cuculidae
Product: somatotropin
Exons: 5
Coding region: 1-684 (227 amino acids)
Biological process (GO): growth hormone receptor signaling pathway; positive regulation of receptor signaling pathway via JAK-STAT; positive regulation of tyrosine phosphorylation of STAT protein
Cellular component (GO): extracellular region
Molecular function (GO): hormone activity; growth hormone receptor binding
Source: RefSeq, a predicted model, not a curated record
AUGUCCAAGUCCUACAGGCUCCGGGGCAUUCCUCCACUGAAAGGGUCCUGGUUUUCCCCUCUCUUCAUUGCUGUGGUCACUCUGGGACUUCAGUGGCCACAGGAAGCUGCCACCUUCCCGGCCAUGCCCCUUUCCAACCUGUUUGCCAAUGCUGUGCUGAGGGCUCAACACCUUCACCUCCUGGCUGCUGAGACUUACAAAGAGUUCGAACGCACCUAUAUUCCAGAGGACCAGAGACACGCCAACAAAAAUCCUCAGGCAUUCUGUUACUCAGAAACCAUUCCUGCUCCCACGGGGAAGGAUGACGCCCAGCAGAAAUCGGAUAUGGAGCUGCUUCGGUUUUCCCUGGUUCUCAUCCAGUCCUGGUUGACCCCCGUACAAUACCUAAGCAAAGUGUUCACAAACAACCUGGUUUUCGGCACCUCAGACAGAGUGUAUGAGAAACUAAAGGACCUGGAAGAAGGGAUCCAGGCUCUGAUGAGGGAGCUGGAGGACCGGAGCCCGCGGGGUCUCCAGAUCUUCAAACCAACCUAUGACAAAUUUGACAUCCACCUCCGCAACGAGGAUUCCCUGCUGAAGAACUAUGGCUUGCUCUCCUGCUUCAAGAAGGACCUGCACAAGGUGGAGACCUACCUGAAGGUGAUGAAGUGCCGGCGCUAUGGAGAAGGAAACUGCACUGUUUGA